CCGCGUCUCCAUGGCGCCCUGAAGGCGGCGGCGGCGGCGGCGGAGUCCCUAGGCCGCGUCCUCGUCCUCGGCCGCGAGUGAUCUCGAUGCCGAGCACCUCGGAGGCGGCGGCCGGCGGGAGUGGGGGAAGCCGGGGCUGGGGGAGCGGCGGCGGCGCGGCGGCGGAGGCGGCCGCCGAGAAGAAGCGGCUGCAUCACCGGAGACGGAAGCGCUUCGCGGCCCAGCCGCAGCCUCCCCCCCCGCCGCCGGCCCCGCACCCGCUGCUCUUCCCGCUCCUGCAGCCGCCCCUCCUGCAGCCCCCGCUCCUGCAGCCGCCGCUGCCGCCGCAGUCCCUGCUCUUCCUGGCGGCCACCGGCGCCUCCUCCUGCUGCGGGGACGGGGGGGAGCGAAAGCGGCCGCGGGGCAAGCGGCGCUCGGGAUCCCGGCACAAGCGGCGGCGGGGCCGCGGCGGAGGCGGCGGCGGCGGCGGGACCCAGGAGGCGGAGAAGCGGCGCGGUAGCGGGGGGCUGAGCACGCUGGUGGAGGAGUACGACGACGUGAGCUCCCAGUCCGAGGGGCUGGUGGGCGGCGGCGCGGCCGGCGGCGGAGCGGGCAGCGGCGCGGGGAGCCCGGCCUCGUCCCCGGGCGGCGGCGGAGGCGGGAGUCAGCGGCUGCGGGGCGAGGCGGAGAGGAGUGGGCGAUCCCGCCGGGAGCAUCGCAGCGGCAGCGGCCGCUCAAAGGAGCGGCACCGGGAGCACCGGCGGCGGGGGGAGGAGAAGGCGCAGCAGGAGGGGGCGGCGGCGGGCCGCGGGGGGAGCGAGGCCGCCUCGUCCUCCUCCAAGUCCCGCAGCCGCCACAACCACGCCGGGGGCCAGGACCGGGAGGGACUCAAGAGCGGCGGCGGCGGCGACGGCCGCAGGAAGGGCUCCCUUGCUUCGCCCGGUAGCGGCAGGAAAGAGCGGGAGAGUAAAGCGCACCGCAGCCGGACUAAAGCGGCCAAAGAGCCGCCGUCGGCUUACAAGGACCCGCCGAAGGCCUACCGCGACGACAAGCCCGAGCCCAAGGCUUACCGGCGGCAGCGCUCGUCCCCCAGCCCUGGCCGAGACGACAGUCCACCGCUGCAUCGCUCCUCGCAGAGCCUGCGGAGCCGCAAGUCGCUGAGCCCCGCGGGCGGCCGCUCGCCCCUCAGCCCCUACAGCCGCCGCCGAUCCCCCAGCUACAGCCGGCACAGCUCCUACGAGCGCGGUGGAGAUGUGUCGCCCAGCCCCUACAGCAGCUGGCGGCGGUCGCGGAGCCCCUACAGCCCCGUUAUCCGACGGUCAGCAAAAUCUCGAAGCAGAAGUCCAUAUUCAUCAAGGCACUCAAGAUCUCGUAGCAGACACAGGUUGUCCAGGUCGAGAAGUCGUCAUUCAAGUAUUUCUCCUAGCACAUUGACUCUGAAGAGUAGCCUGGCUGCUGAGCUGAACAAAAACAAAAAAGCAAGAGCAGCUGAGGCAGCAAAAGCCAGUGCAAAAGCUUCCAACACUUCAACGCCAACGAAGGGAAACACUGACACUGCUGCAAGCGCACCUCAAUUGAACAAUGUAAAGGACCUGAAGAAAGUAAAAAUUGAGCAUACACCUUCUCCUACGAGCAGCGUAAAUGUGAAGAAUGACAAGGCAAAAGCAAAGGUCUCACUUCCAGAAACUAAAGGAGAAAAUAAUCUGAUCGCAGACAAAAAUACUAAACAGAAAGCUACAGCGGUAAAAGAGGACAAAGCAACUGUUGUAAAACAGCAACCGGUCACUGUAAAAGAGAAAACCAAACCGAGCACACCGAGCGUAGUAACAAAGGAGAAGGAGAAAAUUGUUGCACUACCAGCCUCCACACUGCCACCCUUGCCUUUGCCUCCCACGCUGCCUGAAGAUAACGAAACUGAUAGUAACUUGAGAGAAAAUAUUACAGUGAAGUCAGUUAAAGAAACAGAGAAGAAACUUCGCCAUCUGCUUGCAGACUUGCCACUUCCACCUGAGUUGCCGGGAGGAGCUGAGUUAGGCAAAAGUCCUGAAGAAAAGAAACCAACAGUUCAGUUACACAGCAAGAGGAGACCAAAAAUAUGUGGACCACGUCAUGGUGAAACAAAAGAAAAAGAAAUAGACUGGGGAAAACGCUGUGUGGAUAAAUUUGAUAUCAUUGGUAUUAUUGGUGAAGGCACUUAUGGACAAGUUUACAAAGCUAGGGAUAAAGACACAGGAGAAUUGGUAGCACUAAAGAAAGUACGAUUGGAUAAUGAAAAGGAAGGGUUUCCAAUUACAGCUAUCCGGGAGAUUAAAAUUCUUCGACAGCUUAAUCACCAAAGCAUUAUCAACAUGAAGGAAAUAGUGACAGAUAAGGAAGAUGCUUUGGAUUUCAAGAAGGACAAAGGUGCAUUCUAUCUGGUAUUUGAAUAUAUGGACCAUGAUUUGAUGGGACUGCUGGAAUCUGGUUUGGUUCAUUUUAAUGAAAAUCAUAUAAAAUCAUUUAUGAGACAGCUGAUGGAGGGUUUGGCCUACUGCCACAAGAAGAACUUUUUGCACAGAGAUAUAAAAUGUUCAAAUAUUCUACUAAAUAACAGAGGGCAGAUAAAGCUUGCAGAUUUUGGGCUUGCUCGGCUGUACAACUCGGAAGAAAGCCGACCAUAUACCAACAAAGUUAUUACAUUAUGGUAUCGGCCUCCUGAACUUCUGCUUGGAGAAGAAAGAUACACGCCAGCUAUCGAUGUCUGGAGCUGUGGCUGCAUCCUGGGUGAACUUUUUACAAAAAAGCCAAUAUUUCAAGCAAAUCAAGAACUUGCUCAGCUGGAACUUAUAAGCCGAAUCUGUGGGAGCCCUUGUCCAGCAGUGUGGCCUGAUGUUAUAAAGUUAGCUUAUUUCAACACAAUGAAACCAAAGAAGCAGUAUCGUCGAAAACUGAGAGAAGAGUUUGCAUUCAUCCCACCAGCUGCAUUAGAUUUGUUUGAUUACAUGCUUGCUCUGGAUCCCAGCAAGCGCUGCACAGCUGAACAAGCUCUUCAGUGCGAGUUUCUGCGAGAUGUGGAACCAUCUAAAAUGCCUCCCCCAGACCUUCCUUUGUGGCAGGAUUGCCAUGAGCUGUGGAGUAAAAAACGCAGAAGACAGAAGCAGAUGGGCAUGACUGAUGAUGCAACAGCAGCUAAAGUCCCUAGGAAGGAUCUGUCUCUAGGCAUGGAUGAGAGCAGAACCAACACCCCACAAGGCAUGCAAACUUCUUCCCAACUCAAAACUCAGGGCAACUCUAGUGUAGCACUUGCAAAAACAAGCACUGGACAGCAGUUAAACCAGAAUGAAGUGGCAAUCCUGCUAAACCUCCUACAGUCUAAAACAAGUGUUAGUUUGGCACAGUUUGCCCAAGUGUUGAAUAUUAAGGUAAACCCAGAGACUCAGCAGCAACUAAAUAAAAUAAAUCUUCCUGCUGGAAUUUUGUCAGCAGGUGAAAAACAGUCAGAACAGCAGCCGCCGCCGCCUCCACCGCCACCGCCGGAACAGGAGUCCCUAAAACAGCCGACCGUCACGCAGCCUCCUGUGCCACCUGCUCAGCUGAGUCAGCCCAAAGUGGAAACUGACGCUGCCCAGGCAGCUGUACAGAGUGCAUUUGCUGUUCUGCUGUCUCAGUUAAUAAAGGCUCAGCAAACAAAACAAAAAGAUUUGGUGUUGGAGGAGAAGGAAAACGGAUCAGGAAAUGAAAUGUCGUUACAACUCAGGCAGCCUGCAGAGCCCACCACGCCUGCAUCUCUCAGCCGGGACGACAUGGAAUCUCCAGCGCCCGGUUACCCACAUCUGAUCAAGUCAUUAUAUACUCCUGCAGGUCAAGAGGACCUGGCUAGGCAGGCCGAGAUGAGGCUCCUGAACCGAACGCCGGAACAGGAACGCCCUCGGAUCCUGCCUCCAGACCAGCGUCCCCCGGAGCCCCCAGAGCCCCCUCCUCUCACUGACGAAGACCUUGAUUAUCGGACAGAGAACCAGCAUUUGCCUAUAACUAACUCUUCAGGAACAGAUCCUCACGCAGGAGUGAAAGCGGCGCUUCUGCAGCUGCUCGCUCAGCAUCAAGCUCAGGCAACGACAGAGGAGCCCGUACAGACGAGCGUGGAUUACCAGGCUAGAGACUCCUAUGUAGCAGGCCCAGACUACAAGGACAACUUUGGAUCGUCUGCCUUCUCCUCUGCUCACUAUGGCGGCAGCGAUGGCAUAGGAAGCGGGUCAUCGGGAGCGCUGGAGCGAAGGAGCUUCCUCGGGAACGCAGAUAUUCAGCCUUUGGAUAACUACAGUACUGCUUCAUCUCACUCACAGGGAGGUGCCCCUGCCCCGUCUGCCUUUUCAGAGUCCUUUCCCAGCUCAGUAACUGGCUAUGGAGACAUUUACCUCAACGCCGGCCCCAUGCUCUUCAGCGGAGAUAAAGACCAUAGGUUUGAAUACAGCCACGGCCCAAUCUCAGUCCUGGGGAACAGCAGGGACGCUGUGGGGCCGGAGAGUACUCAUUCCUUGCCUGCUAAGAUGCACAACUAUAGCUAUGGAAGUAACUUACAGGAGAACCCCGGUGGCAUCAGCCACGUGCAUGGACAGACCUGGACAUCCCCUGCACAAGGACCUGGCUACUCCCAAGGCUACAGGGGGCACAUUAGCACGUCUGCAGUGAGAGGGCGAGGCAGAGGAUUACCAUUUUGAGUAUCUGUUUUUCCUCAGGCACAUCGUUUUUAUCUGGAAAAACUUUGGUUUUUUUUUGUUUUCUAGCUGCAGUUUAAAGCAGCAAUUCAACAGACUUGAAUAAUAUUAAUUCAACAGCUUUAUUUUUAUGUGGAAAAGGGUCUUGCAUACAGUAGGAAAAAUUAAAAAUGCUUAAAACUCAUGCUGUCUGAAAAAGAGAUGAAUUGAUUGUACAUGUUCACAAACUAGUUCUGAAUUAUUAUUUUUUUUUUUUGUAUUUUGGCAGUUUUAAGUGGAUGCUAAAUUUAGGGACAUCAGCUUUUUAUGGCACUCUUUCAGAUCUUCUGAACUAUGCACAUUUGUGCUUUUUUUGUAAGUUUGGACCAACUUUUAUGUAAAAAAAAAAAAAAAAAAAGAGAAUUUUACAACAAUCAAAGCAGGGCACUGAUUUAUUUGGUAUUUUUCUUUUUACAGAACUACCUUUAGUCAAAGGUCACUGUCAGUCAUUGCACUGCUUUCAGUGUUAUUGUGGAAGGCGUACUUUGUGCUCAUUUCAGAUAAUAAAACACAACCUUUCUCUUGAUGCAAAAUUUUAUAAAUAUUUGGUCGAUGUUAAUUUUUUCUUUCCAAAAAAAAGAAAAGAAAAGAAAAAAAAAGAAUGGAUGUUCUGGUAAAAUGUUCUCUCCAUCUCCCGGGCUCGUUUAUAUAUAAACUGUUUUACUUGAAUGGUAAGUGCCUUAACACGUAAGCUUAAGGUCUGCAAAAGUUGGAAGUACUCUAUAAAUCAAUGCUACAGUAAUACUGAAACCUAGGUAGUUAAUCAGAAAACCAGAUAAUAAUAGGAAACUCAAAUAGGUCAUGACUUUGUGUUGUUUACUUCAUGUGGACCAGUUAUUUAGACAUCUGAUCCUAUCUUGAUCAUCAUCAUUUCCAAAUUGAACUUCGUAAGAAACUGCAAAAGUGAGAAGAGUGAAGAGCGCAGUUUUUCCUCAGCUCCUCUUUGGAGUUGUAGUAAUUGAUUUCCCUCCUCUGCCAAAUAAACUAUGCUUCUUAUGUCCUUUCCAAGUGGUGAAAAAAAUUCUCCUCUUAAAUGUCAACAGCAGUAAUUACUGUGUGUGAAAAGCUGAUGCUAUCUCCUUAUUACGACAGCUGCUGCAUUAUGGGAAGUAAACAAAGGACAAAUGACCAGUAUUUAAAGCAGACAUUUUACACUAGUUCUAAUUCUGUAAACUCUUGAUUGUGCCAACUAAUCGUCCUUGUAUCUGCUAUCCACCCAGUAUUCUAGAGUCGGAAUCGAGUCUCUCUGAACAACAGAUAAAACAACUGUAGUUAAAACUCUUAAUGAACCAAGAGCCACUCCUCAGUAACCAUAACAUGGAGCAUGUUUUUUUUCCUGUGGUGACAAGCGGUCCCUCUCCUGCAGAGAGGAGGUAUGGUUAUAUUUUGCAUGUACGUAAAAGAAUGUUUUUAAAGCCCAUAUUGGAAACAAUUUCCCAACUGAUUCUCCAGUUGACAAAUCGGUACCUUAUGUAACUGAGUGUUGAAUUAUUACUUUUUAAAAAGUAAAAUUUCUACUUACACUAUUUCAAAUGUAGUCUUGUCAGUGACUUUUUGGACUUUCAGAAUAGAAGCCAAAGGUGUCGAUGUUUUGUUUUAAUUUCAAAACCUCGGUUCUUGUUGAUGGCCGAGUGCCGCGAUGCAGGGCAUGGAGAAAGUCACUGUGCUGACUGUGUGGAUUGAGGAUCUGGCAGGUGGGAGAUGGAGGUGUCCCUGUAAGUCCGGCAGCUGCCUUCGCCAGGCACAGAAGGGAGUCCUGCCCUCUGAAGGCAAAAUCAGCCCAGGCAGUCAGGAACAAGCGCUCGUGGCCGCGUGCUUUAGGAAAGUCACAGCUUGCCGGAGUGCGAGGCAGGUUGGGUUCCUUUAAGGACCUCAGUAACAUUUUUCUGCUGGUUGAAUUUUAAAGGCUGAAAUCAUUAUUCUCAUUUAGGUACGGACAGCAUCAGCUGAGGCUUAUUUGUUUACUAAUUGAUAGGAAAAAAAACAACCCCAAGAGGUUCAGACAGUUGUUUGUUGGUUUGUUUUUUGAGUUAAGCAAGACUUUUACAGCUCUUAGGCCGUUGUUUUCACUAAAAACGUGCAGCCUCGUGUUACUCUACUGCACUUCCAAUGUAAAUUGGAAAGAAAAAAAUAAAAAGCAGGCAAGUUCAAAUGGAAGGUAGGUUUCAAGGAGGACUAAGUGGUUUGACUUUCAGUACUGCAAGUGAAGGCAGGCGGAGCAGCACCACUGCUGGCUGGCAUUGCUCUGCUGCCACGUUGUUGUGCUGAGAUGGAUUUUGGUCUUCAGAUGUAAAAGCGAAGCUGACACAAGUAGCUGUGGCUGUGAUGGAUACAAAGGAGAUGGAGUAGACAGCCGGCUUCCGCGUGGAUCUAAACCAAAACUUGCACACUAUUGCAGAUGCGUGUUUCCCAAAUUCAGUGUAAGGAUUAGCAGCCUGUGACCGAAGACUGUUAGCUUGGGACAGCGGUGCUGGUGUAGCACAGGGGGACAGUCAGCACAGGAUGAUGGCUGAGCAAGGAGGCUGCUGCCUUCUCUGCAGCCCGGGGAUCUGCCUGGCUCCCCCUGGUCUGGGCCUGGUCUAGGAGUUAUCCAGGCCCGAGGGCUGCCCACCUUGGGUUGUGCUGGCCCCACGUGUGACUUAUCAACGUUUCUUUUCUGUACCGUAUUAAGAGGUGCUCACAUCAGUUGAGAAUUUGACCCUUUUGAACAAACUUCACUUAGCAGAGCGAGUCAGUGCUAGUGCAACAUUUGGCUUCGCGUGGCCGUUGCGUUUCUGCUGCAGUCGCAGGCGUUCUGAAAGCCGUGUGAUUUUCUGCGGAGCCAUGGCUUUGGUUACUUCCCACCUCCCUUUGGGUUUACUUUUUCUGUGCUGCAAUUCCAAAGUGUGCUACAGAGACCUGGACACCACAUCAAAAAGUAAGUGUUGUGUGUUUGUGUUUCUAAAACAUAGCAAAGUACUGUAACCAUGGACCAUGGAAUAGCAAGCGUUGUUAUUUAUACUGAGCGGUCAUUAGCCACACCAAGAGGAGAAAUGUGAGCACGACCGGACUGCUGGAUGUGACUUAAGGCACUUAGAGUAUUAGAACACUUACAAUCAGCCAAAGGAAAAGGAACUGACUUGUGUCGUGGAUUGCUAGCUGUGACCUGAAACGGAGCGGUGUUUGGGAAGGGGUGUAAAAAUACAUGUCUUUAAAUGUUAAUAGAAUUCCCUGGGGGGGGGUGGGCGGAAAUUAAAUGGCAAAUUUCUGUAUUUUCUUAUGUUUCCACAAAACGAGUCUGUGUUGAAUUUCCUUCUUGCUGCGGCAGUGUGACAGCAGAGGCGCCGAGUGCUGCAGUGUUGAGCUCUGCGGGGUUUGGAGCUCUGCCCUUGUGCUGGUCCCUGCUGCAGGCAGGUUCUGGUGUGGCGCAGUUGCACUGGGAUCUGUUUGGUCUCUGACAGUGGGAACACAGCUCUCGUCCGCGCGCAAAUUGGAUCUCAGACCAUGAAUCCUGUUUCCAAGAGAGGAAAUCUCAUGUAUUUCUUGCAUUCUCUUAGUCAAUGAAACACACAAGCAUUUUACAUUUCUCCAGUCUGUUGUUACAGCAUUUGUACAGGAGGAAAUUUGGCUGUUUCCCUUCUUGAUGGUUGUGGGAUGUUCUUCAUACAUGAGUGUUAAGAAGAUAAAGGAUCACAGAAAAGUGAUAUGAAUUCUGUAUUUAAAAAAUGAAAUGACCUUGGGUUAAAGUCGAACUAACUUUUGCUUAUCAGGGUGAAGAAUACUUUAUUGCAGGAGUUAUUUCAAGACAACGUAAUUUAAAAUAAUCAAACUGUUAUGCUUCAGCUUGCUUACCCUUCGUUAUUUUAAGCCAUUUGUAUAUAAAUGUAUCGUGUGGCUUGUAAAUAAAAUACAUGAAAACUUGAAGUCUCUCAUUGUUUUUCCUCUUUGGUUAUCGAAGGGAAUUUUAAGAGAGCUUUGGAUUAAUUACUUUCUCAAGAUCCAUGGGAACGUGAUUUUUCAGUAUGUGAAAAUGUUGUUAGUUCUUCAAACAAAUAUUUCCUUCUCUGCUGCCUUUUGGAGGAGAACUGCAGAUGCUCAGUGCUGGAGCCGGGCUCCUGGGCAGCGCGUGGUUUGGCAAUGGUGCUGCAGGCACGGCUGCAUGCUGGGGUGCAAUUCAAAGGGUGAGUGGGAGGCUGCUGCAACUGCAACAAUCUCCUACCUGAGUGUUUUUAGGGCAUUCUCUGCUGGCCAAGCAGAAACACGGUUGCUGUUCUCCCCCUCUCCAGCUCCAUAAGGAGGCUGGUGAGCAUGCUGAAGGGUGGGAUUCAGAAACAAAGGGUCGGGUAUUUUCAGGAUCUGGUGAUGCAGUGUUGCUGCAGGGGCAGCAAGGCAGAUAGAGCGUGGCCCCAGCGGUUGUGCUAUGAGUGCCUUAGGCCUCAAUGCUUUGUUUUCCUGCUGUGUCAGUUAACAUAGUGAAAAAGAUGCCUUUUCCCACACAUGCUGUGUUUUCAUCCAAAGCCAAGUCACUUGCUGUACCUUCCGCAUCGUUAGCCGCAGGCUGAGCAGGAGGUUGCUGCCUUUACACCAGCAGCUUGUUGAUAAACACCCCGUGCAGAGGGUGAAGGGGAAGUCACAGGUCAGUGCUGGUCAUGCUGACGUUAAGCUGACAGAAUGUCUAGCAGCGGCCAAAAGGAUCUUCCUUUCUGACAGUAAAUAUAUUGGCAGCAGCUCUAAGAAAAGCCUGGGCUGUUCUUCAGGCAGGCAGCUUGUUCCACGUUAUGCAAGUGGUGACCUGCACACAGCAGAUCAGAUGGGUGCUGUGCAAAGGGCAACGGGAAUCAUCCCAGCUGGAUCUGUGUGAGUCAACCUUCUAAAAGCUGCAGCAAGUGAGAGAGGAGAGGGGCAGAAAUGGCUGCAGUGCCACAGCCUGCGUCAAGGACCGUGUGUGUGAAGUCAGUGGCAAAGAACAGGAGAAAAAGUAUUCCACCUUGCAGCCCGUGCUAUUAAAUGAGAUGGAACAAGAUUCGGCUGCUCCUAUUUGUAAGGCAUCCGGCAGAAGGGAUUACAUCCAUGACAUCCACCAGCUCCCCGUUGCAUGGGGACGUCGGAGCUCCUGGCAGCCACAGCAAACAAGCGGAGAAAGAAUUUGGUUUGACAAACAAGAGCUGCUUCCUUUUCCCAGCUGACUGCAAUUACCUCCACGUUGCUGAGGGGCUCUCCUUUGAGCCCCCUGCAUGUUGUGUCUGCUUAGUUCAGCCUCUUUUUUAUUGCCUGUGGAGGGAGCUUGCCAUCAGUGUAAUUCAACUAGGAAAGAAAUAUGAGUUCUACUGCAAUGUUUCACUUUCUUCAGGUAUAACAGCACUUGCUAAUAGGCCAUACUCCAAUCACCUCUCACAGCUCAGUUUCAAUUCUGCAGAAACAGUUCCUCCAGGGGCACUUGGGAGGUGCUGCUGCUGUGGGGAAUCCUUGUGAUAUGAAUGGGUCUCUCACAAGGCCUCUUUCAAAGAGGAUGUGCAAAAACUUCUUCAACACCAGGAAAUACGGUGUGGAAGAGACGUAAAAGGGCUGCUGUUGCUUCUCUUUGUUUUUCUCCAGCUUUAUUAUCCUUUGUGGAGGUUUGGGGUGUCAGCUUCCCCAUGAGAAUUCCCUUGCUGUCCCCCGCCAUGCAUGCUGGGCUUCCCAGCUCCCUGCACUUGCAGCCCUGCCAGGGUGGGCACAAUGCAAUGGAUGGAAGCUCUCCCUCAUCCUAUCCCUCACAGCUGAAUUUAAUGGCUUGUGCUGAACUUUGUAAUGGUUGCUGGCUUUCUCCUCUCCAUAGAGUGGUGGCAGGGAGAUGCUCCUUACACUGACAAGUUUUGUUUCUGGAGAUAGGAAUAGCCUGUCCUCUGGGCUUCUCCUCUAAAUUAAGAAUAAUAAGGCCUAAGCCAAAAAAAAAAAACACCUUCCUGUCAAUAAAUCACUAUAAGUCAAGCCAUCAGAAUGGCCCAGCCCCAUGGCAAAGUUUCCUGCUGCAUUGCAUCUCUUCUCCAAAGUCUUUCUCUUCUGUUCUGCCAAGUAAUCCAGUAGCUGUGUUGGUGCUCUAGAAAUAAUGACAGGCAUAUUUUUUCCCCCUUGUUCCUGUUUCAAAUUGUUUCAUGCAGCAGAUUAUGGAGAAGAAAGUGUAUGAAGGGAUCUUAGAGCUGCAUGGCAAACUCUUGCCUUGGAGCUGUAUUCCUUCUGGGAGCCCUGUGGAGCCAGGAGGAGGAGGUGCUGUGCAGGGCAACAUCUGCCAGAGCAAAGCAGGGAACGUGCUUAAUGCUGGAACCUCAGAGCAUCUUGCAGUGAAAUGCAAGAGAAGUGCAUUCAUCCAUAUGUUUAAGGCCAAAAGUUUCCUGAAAAUACCAUCUUUUCUAUUCCUUUUUUUUUACAGUGGCCCACUUUAGUCUCUACAAAACAAAGCACAUCCAACAAGAAUCUCUCUCGUAUACCUUUUUUCCCCCCCAGUUGCCAGCCAGUCUGAGCCCUGACUUACUGUAGAAAUCCUCCUCCUAGGGAGCGGAGGCAAAUCUGGUAUUUCUGGGUGAGAAAAUCACUAAAUGAGAAACUGGUACGAACUGAGUGCGGUGGUUCCCCUACCCGUAAGGGCUCCUGUCAGAGGUGGAGGGCUGCCUCUCAGCAGCACAGCAUGACCUUUCCCACGUGUCUUUGGGGUGGUGGCAGAUACAGGAGUUACUUGUUUGGGAAUCUGGGCUACGGGACUUGUCUGAGGUCACACAGAGCGUCCACAGCCAAUAAAGAGUGGAUUUGGGUUGUCCCAUGGUUCUACCUGGGUUACAGCACUUUGCACGAGGAUGAGCAAAGGGAUGUUCCAGUUUGUGAAACUCCAAUGCCUUUCUCUGCAUUUAGGUGAGAUAACAUGGAGGUCCUCUUCCUUGGGGAGCCAGAGGAAGCUCUGAAUUUUUGGAGGAGGUUCUUGUCCAGUAACAUUACUAUUCCCAUGCAAUAAUAACAGAUAAUAAUGUAAAAAACAAAUAUUGUUGUGUAACAACUGAAAAUCCAGUAUUACUGACGUCGCCAUAUUCAUCUCCUAUUUUUCCUGCUGGAGAAAAAGAUAAUUUUCUCAUCUCCCCCAGUGUUUGCUGUUCCUUUUUGCCCCUGUGCCGAUGGAGGUGGGCUGCUUGCAGGGCCAGCACUGCAGGGAGGUGGGGCUGCUGCCUCUGCUGCCCUGCACCGCUGCUCAGCCUGUUCAUACCUUGUGAAUUCUCCAUAAAGCAAGCUGUUACAGUGAGCUGCAGUGUGCUGUGGGACUGUGCACCCCUCCCUGCCAUCCGUCGUGCUACUGAAGAACAGCAGUUGUAAAAAUGUGUUUAUUUACUGGUGACAAUUGUUCAUCACUGGGGGAAAAAUCAGGCUAAGGAGUACAGCAGACAUGGGAAGUGAACAGAAAGCUGUUAAUGAUGGCUAGGAGAAGGGGGUGGCAAAUACUAAUUAAAAACUUAUCCGCAGAUGGUCUGGUGGCUCCACACCAGGAAGGUAUCACUGUAAGCCUGGCAGGCUUUGUUAGGAGCUGCGAAUGCUUUUCUCCACACAUUGCUUCUUGUUACAGCCUGCAGAUCCUGCUCUGACUUCCCCACAAGCACAUACAGUUACACAGGACAGCAAAAGAAGCAGUGCAUGGAGCAGUAAGAAUUUUUAUUUGCACACCAUACUUGCAAUUACAACCUUGCCUUUUGGGCACAAUGGCAAAAGAAAUCCCACCGAAUUGCAGACCUGCUCUGUCAUAAACACAACUCUGUUUCAGCUUAUACUGUAAGACAAACCAGAGGUGGCUUUCUCUUUCAGCUGAUCUCAUGGCAGACUCUUCAUUUUUUUCCUUCUUUUGUUGUAGAUCACAAACAUCGCCCCCUUGCAGCCUCUCAACUUUCACACAAUUCAUUUAAAUAUGGAUUCUUGUGUAAUAUGGAAUUUAUAGGAAAAGAAUUCUAAGGAGUCAUACGGUGGCACAGUAUGCAGUCAGUAGGCCGGUAGGUAAAUCAAGUAUUCUUUUCAAUUAUUUUUUUUUCUUAAAGCAACAUUUAUUUAAAAACAUUUGCUGUUCUUUCUGAAACAAUAUGAAUGAAAAAGAAAUGUUUGAGAAAAUGUCAGCAUUUCAAAGAAGGCUUAAUUUUCACCAAAAGAUUUUGGUGAAACUGGCAUGACUGCUUGAAAUGCGUGUUUCUUUUGGGUUUGUCUUGGAAGAGGAGCAACCAGCACCCAAGCGUUGGUGGUUUAGGUGUGAUCAUCUGUUAUUUCUACAGAACUGAAAAGAAAAAUGCAGUACGAGAGGGACUGGUUACACUGACAAGCUAAAACAUUUUCAGACAUCCUUGAGACAACAGAAGAGGCCGCAGGUGAUGGUGAAGGUCAGCUGAGUGUGCAGAACAACACGGAGUUGAGAUCGUCACCAACACUGACCCAACCCGAGGGAGUCUGUUUCCAGCUGUAUUUUGAGUGAGAACAAUAUGCAGAACUGCUGCUGCUCUUUGCAAAGGGGAUAAAUGAGCAACCUGUACCAGUGUAACGAGGCAAACCCAGCACAGAGGAUGUAGAAGUGUGUGCUUUGCUGCUCAGCAACCAUUUAAAGGGAGAAUUAUGCUCGAGUUCCAGUGGAGCCACUGCUUGCAUGACACUGCUGGAGGAUUCCAGAGGGCAGGAGAGAAACCAUCAGCAGCAGCUAUUCCUCUGGACACCAGCAGCAUCAUAUUUACAAGCAGUUAGACCCAGGAAACCGGAUUUCUGUGAAGAGCAUGGCUCAAACCACGCUGGAAAAGCUGACAGUUGCUGCUGCUCUGCACAGCAGUUGUGAAACCAUUUAUAAGUGGGAAAGAAAAACUUGCAGGUUGACAUUAACUGUUCUCAAAUCAGUCAGAAAAAAAACAACAAGGUUGUGUUAUGAACCCAGCAUUUUGUGAAAGGCCCACGUCAUACAAUAUAUGUUGUUAGAAUAUUGAAUUCAGUGUUUCAGGAGUUCAGGCACUACUAAUGAUGCAUUACUGUUUUUAAACUUUAUUUUUUUUUUUUUAAUUUCAUUUUUUGGUAGCUUUUAGAAAGUAAGAUACACUAAAAGAAAAUAAUUUAGUUCUAUGCUCUAGAAAGAGAUCACGGCACUAAGUUUCCUGUGGAAACAAACACCCCACCAACCAACAAAGCAAAACACCAACAAACUUGAAGACUUGAAACCUCAACCUGUGGACUGUUUUCUGUAAAACACAGCACAGAAAGCUUGUGACACUACGCUGUGUAUAGGAACUGUCACUGUUUUGCAGUCUGAGUCCUAAAUCAGAAUAGCAGAAGAACGUUCGUCUCCAGGAGAUGAGGAAGCAGGAGCCUGGCUGGAUUAUGCAGCUAUCAGCUGCACCUGAGGCACUGGUCAUAAAAAUAAUUAGAAAAGACUAAUUAAAUUAAUGGCUAGUAGAGCUAAAAACUGCUUUACCAGUUUACCAUUGCUUGAGAAUCUCCCUCUGGAAAGAGCUACACUUCUGAUCAUGGCAUAGAUCUUUUCCAUUUGCAGUGAAAUUCAACAACACAAGUAUCCCUCUCAGGCUCUUUGGAGACUGCGACCUCCAUUUCUGCAGCACUGUGCACUAAAAUGUAGACUGUUGUAUAGGUGUGAAAUUGUUCCUGCUGUCAUUGCAGAUUUUACAUUAGACAGAAGACAAAAUCCAGUGAUCUAUACAAAUAUAUGGAUUAUCUGUGAAAUCACUGGAGAUUCUCAACCAUUCAGUUGAGAAGCCUUUCAAGCCUUUCAGUCCAACAGCCUAAGAAGAUUUCUUUCCUAUUGUUAAAAAUAGUGUUUUUGCAUCUACUUGCAUUCUUUGCAGCAAACCUGAAAACAGGAAAACGAAAGUAGCAUUGCAGACUUAACUGAGAAUCUGGAACAUUUUAAUGACUAGUCAUAGCACAGGUGCUCAGAGCAUCAUUUCCAGUUGGGAUGAGUUGGAAAGCACAGCUCCCUCCCUGCUGGUACAUCUCCUCCUGGGAUGUGUGCAUUUGAAGCCUGCUCUGGAAGUUCUUCUUGGUUAACAAGUUUAGGGAAUGGAAGGAGGGAGGAAUAAAACACUGGAUCCUCUUCAGUCAUUAGGCAGUGCUCAUGCUUAGCAAGAGGUGUCUUUGUUACAAUUUGAUUCCAAUGCUUCUGUGUUGGUUAACUUCACGCUAAAAGUAACAUUGCCAAGACGAAUUUCUAUAUGGAGGACUAGAAGGGUUCAAAGCUGCUUCUAGAACUGUGCCCCACUUCUCUGCCUGCACUCAUCAUUCACAGUGGCCUGUCCAGAAAGAUACAGUGGCAAAAUAACUGAGUACUGACCUCUAAAUCAGAUAAAAAGGCAUAUUGAGUUUGGUACUAUACUCUAAAAGUGAGAGCUGUAUCUUUAGGUUCACAGAAGGAUUACACAGCCAUGACAUAGAGUUACUUAAGUCAGUUUCUCUAAUCCAAUUUGUGGAUUCUUGGGAGCAAGAAGGGACAGCAGAAGGUGGCCUGGCAUGCACACUCUCCUCCUCCACCUCUGUGGCUGCAGGGAGGUUUUUCAUUGCCUUGGGUUUAAAAGCAGGAAGGUCAGAGUGGCAGGAGUUGCAGGACACUCCCAGCCUGAUCCUCUCCUUAUCCAACCAUGGGUGCCUUUUGAAUUCUUCAAAUAUCGGAGACCUUUCUAAUGAUGGUGCUUUAUGGCCUGGUUGAAGUGAAGGUGUUGGUUUGGUGCAGAAGUCGUUGGGUGAUGUUUACAUCUUCCAUUAUGCAGGAUGUCAGGAUAAACACUUCAUUCUGGCACCGACUGGUGGAUGGAGGGGGUGAUUUGGGAUUUGAUGAGAUCUAUGUAUAGCUGACUAGGCAAAUAAGAACAGUAUUCAGUUUUAUUUGGUGUAAUCCAGGUUUUAAUGAAAGGAUGUGUAAUCUGUAUCUCUUAACAAGUUAGUGUCACUGAAGCUAUUAAUUUCACCUAUCUUUGUUACUCAGUAGGAAUGAAUUUUGCUUGGUACCUAAAAAGCUUUUUGUCUUUACCUCUUUGAAAGAUGCUUAGAAUUUUGAAUUAGUUAAAAAGAAAAAAUAGGGAGAGGGAGGAGAGAAAAACAGACAACAACCAAAGAGGGUCUGCCUGACCUCAGGACAAAGGUAGUGAAGCAAGAGCCUGAAAAGAAUGUGCAGCAAGUAAAAAGGAAGAGGAUGCAGGCAGAUUACAGAUGGAAGUGCCUUUGCUGAGCGUUUUCCAACUGAAGUUGCAAUUUAUUACUAGUGAGGUGACUGACAGCUUCUAUUGUGAAAUUUGCUUUUGGAAAAGCUCACUGGAGUUAGCUUUCCUGUUUCAGACAUCAGUAAGUUCAGUCUAAAAAAUACUUUAAACUAUUCAAGCUGUGAUUUGAAAGCAGUUGGAAGAGCUGCUUUGUUGGCAGAACUAUGGAACAGUGGUAAUCAGACCGGCACAAACAGGACUGUGUGGUACAGAUAGCUGUGAGAAGAGUAGCUUAGGAAUUGCUUAAGUCAUAAAAGAGUUUAAGUGUCCUAAGAACAGAGCAAAAGAGAGAAGCAAGUGCUUCAAAUGGAGCGUCAGCUGAGGAAAGAAAAUAGAAACGGCUGGUGGAAAGAGAAUGUGGAGAAAGGGCAAAGCAUGUUGUGAAGUCUGCGAAGAAACAGAAAAAUGAAUGCAGGUCUUAAUAUCUUUCUUGAGCUUUCUACUCCUUGAUGUCACUUUACAGGAAGGUGCAACACAGCGUGGACUUCUGCUUUCUGCUGAAACAACUGAGUGAGGCUGAUGCCGAACCUCAGGGGGAACAAAGAAUGUGCUUCUAAGGAGCCAGUCUUACACCAGAGGACCUCCUUGCCAAGAGGUGCUGGAGAGGGAAAUCUGCUAUGCUGAAGAUCUUCCCCAGGCCUGUAAGUAAAACCCCAGGAAUGGAACUAUUUGUUUUUGGAUUCUUACACAGCAACAGCCUAACUGCUAGUAAAGGUAUACGCUUUCAUUACAUGUGUUCCUGCUGUUUUUCUGUGAUGCAUCAGUACAGUUAGAAUGAAACCAGAAACCAGCUUUUUCUGUCUGCACACUGGAAAGUUUAUAAGACAGAGGAAAGUUGCUUUGCAGCUCAUCUCCUAGCAAUUUAAAAGCUUCUGAAAUAGAAUUUUGUACUACAGUAACUGCAACUAGGCUAAAGCUGAACGUUCUUUUUUUCAUUUACAGUAAAUGAUAUAUACUGAAAAGUCCCUGUGCACACAGACUUUUUAUUUUUCUUAAAACUCACUUCUCUCUGAAACACACAUCUCCUUCCUUGUCAUUCAUGGACUGAAAAAUAGCAUGCUCUGGGGCUGCUGAGGAGAGAAAGUGCCUCAUUUUGCACUUUCCUGAGGUAGUUUUCUUCCCUUCUUCCCUCCAGCUUUGUCUCCCAUCGAGGAUUUACUGUUUCAGUAUACAUACAUAUGCUGAGUUUUGGGUGUAUUUGGCUAUGUGUGUAUGUGUGUGUGCAGCUUAAAAAAGGACCGAUUCCACCACAUGCUCCAGCAGACUGAGAGUAGAACCCUGAAGGACAUACCAAGCUUGAUCUAACAGAAGAGACAGCAAAAGCAGGCUUAUUUCUAUGGAAAAUCUACAUGCAAAAGCCUUAAGAUACAGUUGAUUCAAUAACCACUUUGUGGGGAAAAAAAAAGGCAGGGGGGUAAGAGAUAAUACAAGACUUACAAAAGAGAAAGUCACGGUAACUCAAUCUUAAGGUAUUUUCUCUGAGUGAAGUUAAGGGGUGUUUGCACGUGUGUUAAAAAAAAUGUGUCAGAUAAAUGAUAGAGAUCUGAUAAAUGGAAGGAGAGUUCUGUCACCUGCUUGCUGGGACAAUCUUGUAGGUGAGUGAAAUUAAACCAGGGAACGUCUCAACUGUGUGCUUAGAAAGCAGGAAAAAUACUAUUUCUUCCUCACCUCAUAGCAGUGAGGGUGACAGGCUACAGCGAAAUCAAUGUAUAGACCAGCCAGUGAUUAUGUUGAAAUUAAAGGCAGUCAGAAAAUAUAACCAGAUGUAACAGAAAUCCUGAAAGCAGAGAUUUAAAGGUUCUUUGUGCGUGCUUUCUAUGUACUUGGAACUUUGUUUAGGAAGUUAUUCUAAGUGCAAGAAUACUGCUCAUAGCGAAGCUGUCUUCAGUUUCAACAGAGAUGCGACUUGGCAGCGCACUCAUCUGAAAACAGCCACAAUUUCUCAACUUGGUCCACAUACUGCUUUCUUAGCAUCUGGAAAUAACAACCAAAUCAUUUUGUUUGGUGUAGUUUAAUUGCCAUAGCAACCAGAAGGCUACUACAAAUCUACAGACAAAGAAAAAAGCAUUAGGAAUGUGGAACGGCCAGUAAUCAAUAGGUGUGAGCCUUGGUGCCUUCCUGCAGUUAGCAACACAGGGUGUACGCCUGCCUCAUAUGCAAGUGUUUACUCUCUGUCUUCUUUUUUCUUUUUUUUUCUUGUUCUGGAGAUCCCUGAGAUCCUAAUCUGCAAAGUUUAACUAUGCUUAAGAAAAUAGACACACAACAGAGAAGUGAAGAUGCCUCUUCUCUGCCAACUCCAUGGCAUAACAUGUUAAUUCCUAACAUCUGCUAAGAGAAUACAACUCAAAAGUGUGAUUUCACAUUAACCUAAUGAUUUUCAUUAAGCCACAGGAGGCAGUGGUUUGAUUUUAAGUGUUGUGCAACUACUACUUAUAAUCCAAUUACUGCUGAUACUACUCCCCAGCUGGCAAUCAGUGUUUUUUGAAGUUCAUAUUUGCUCUGUUUUUUGUGGUUUAUGCUCUGUAAUCAGCCACAGAAGUUGUCAAUUAGCCUGAUUCCUCUUCCCUUGUUGCAGCAUUAGCUCAGUGUGAUUCUUGAAAAGGGAAUGAUUUGCAUCAGUGUAAAAAAGGGGUUGUUCCUCCACUUCUUAUAAGUAUUCACACUGAUGUAUCAACAGCAAGCUCAGCAGUCUGAAUCAUGCAGUUCCCUCAUGCAGGCUAGAAGUACUUAAACUCGAAGCAAACACUUGUUGACUCUACAGUAACAGCUUCUAGCUAUCUCGACUACACAGCAAUUAGAUUGUGGCAAAACACAUGGAUAGCAGGUUUAAAUGUAUUUUAAUGCAGCAUUAAGCAGCAUGAUCACUGCUGCCCAUAAAAGUAAUACAAAUUUUUGAUAAAUGCACUCUGCUCUAAAAUAAUUGUUAAAAAUCUCAGUCUGACUUGAUACCAAAUUCUUUGCCUCCCAGUUUUCUGUCGCUACUUUAAUCCUUGUAGUCUUCACCCCAGUGACACUAGGAUUCAAUGUAAGCUUAGAAAAUGAAAGGUCCCUUGAGGAAUGUAUGCAGGGAGAUGGAAGCAAGACUCACUUGUUUUGCCUAUGUUAAAAUUCCUUUCUGUCUGCAGUCUGGAAGCACGAUAGUAGAGGUUACACUGAAUUGCAGUGACAUCUCUACUCAUGCCAUCCAUCUUGCCCUGUGCAGAUCACAGUAGUCUCAAAUGCCUCCAGCCCCAGCAUCUUCACUGCAAAAGCUGUGUGAGGUGCAUCAGCUUCUUCUGGAAAAUGGAAGCUCUUCCAAGUAAGAAAUGAAAGAGACUCAGAUCUUUGAUCUGCAGUAUGCAACUGACACCAUCGCUCCAGUUCACACUGAUGUCUGAAUAAAACAAACCUCUUUCUUCAGUAAGAAAAAAAACGAGUAUAAAUUCAAUAAAUCCUCCACGCUCCUGUUUUGCUGUUACCUAAAAAACUGAGUACUGAGAAUUAAGCAACUUUGGGAAUUAAUUUUAACAUUAGAAAAUUACUUCCCUGCUAGUGCUUGAAUAUAUAACGUUUUUUUAUUACCAGAAAUACUGGUGUAUGGGAACUGCUGAGUCACGGCCUGAACCUCUGAUUAAUCACCUGAGGUGAGCCAUGAGUCAGCCAGAGGAGCACAGGUGAAGGCAAUCCUGGACCUAUUUAAGAGCUGGCUACCAGAGGGGAAGGAUCUCUUCUGGAGAUCCUCCUCUUUGGUAUCUUCUAGUGAGCUCAACCCAAGGUAUGAGAAGCAGUUGAGCCAUCUGACAUUAUAUUACCUACUUCAGAUGGCACACAAGCUUCUGAGGGACUGGGACAUGGAAAUCAUUACAUCAUCCUUCAGCAGCCAGUGGAUGCUAUCUUCAUUUAACUUACUAAUAUAAGCAAGUUGGAAAGAAGGAAAAUUUGGGGAAAGGAGAACAAAAUGUCUACUCUUAAGAAUUUAGGAAAAUGCAGCUAAAACAAAAUUGAUUUCCCUGAAUGACAAGCUUGGCUCAUAUAUAAAAUGCACAUGUAUGAAGAAGGGAACUCAGAGCAAUUGCCAGCCACAUCAGCUCACUGCAAAGUUCAUAAAGAACAACGAAAGACCAAUGGCUGGUAAUUAUCAAACUUCAGUGUUGGUUAGAUGUUUAUCAAUCUUAGGUGCAGGAGUGAAGCCUAUGAUGUCAAUGAGACUUCUCAUAAACAUAGCUCAAAAGCCAAACAGUCUAUAAAAACUUUUCUUUUGGGGGGGGAGCUGGAGAAUAGAUACUUGCAGACUCUACAUAAAAUGUAUGCUUAUUCUGCCAGAUGAAUGUCUAAUGAAUACACAACCUGAAGAGCAUAUAAAGAUACCCUCAGUAGGAAAACAGCCUGACUGCAGAAACAGUGACCAUUCUGCUGAUCAGAAGCACUUCUUCCUCAAUGUUUCCAGUUUUUACACUAAAAAGGUAAACCUCAGUAUCCUAAUGCUAGUUUUAAAAAAAGAAGUUUGAUACAAACUUUAAAAUCCCAUUUUAAUUGAAAUGUAACAUUUUAAAUAGCUUGUUUUACAGUUUCAAUGUAAAGCAGCGCAUCUGCAGUGCCAGAGAAAAGUUACUAUUCUGUAUCAUGAAGCUGCAGUGAAAACCCAAACCUGAACCACCUUCAAGUAUAGUUGUACCUAAUUUGGGAUCACUCCACACCUGCUGUGUUACCACGUCACACAGAACCGUACUCAAAUUAAUUCAGUAAUCUGUCAUAUGCAGCUGAUCACUGAACACAGUAGCUAGCAAAAAGAAUUACAGAUUUUUUUUUUUUUUUGCUAGAAAGGAGUAGUGAGUUAUGCAAUUCCUUUUAUAAUGACUGAAUGGAAAAUAAGUCUCAAUGGACAAAGAACGCAAACACAACUGACUGGACAGAAUGGGCGCUAACCCAAACUUCUGAGGAGUUCAAGGACUUACCUGAAAGUCUGCUGAGGAAAACGUAACACUCAAAUUCUUAAGUGCUCAUUACAGAAGAAUACCUUCGUUAGCGAGACACAGAAACUAUACUGCUUCAUGGGCUCAUGAAGGAAGGAUGCAUUUCAGAUGACUUUUAUUUUUCCUCAUCAUCAAAUACUACUUCCAGAACCAUACUGUUGCUACGAAGAGGCUUCAUAAACAAAUGAGGAAGUGGUAUAUCCUAUCUUUAUUAAAAACAUGUGGGAGAAAGAAUGUUUGCCAUAUGGGAAAAGAAACAAAAAUCAGCGAGGAAGUUAAGUGCUCAAGCUUCUUGGAUAUCAUAGGAAAAAAAAAAGGCAAAGUUUAAACUGGCUUUAAUAUUUAAUUUUUAUAUUUAUGGUUCUAAGCAUGUGUUCACACAUUUUACAGCUAUCCAACAACAUUUUGAAAUUUCACUGUAAUUUCAGAAUGUCUCCUAGGAACCAGAAAGUUGAAUCAGUGCAAAGAUUUUGGUAUGGUGUGAUGAGUUUAGUAUUAUUGCAUCUAAAUUCCUUGCAGGUUGUUGACCAAAUUAUAGGAGUCUUUAGCAGUGUGAUGUACUUUUAAUUGUUGGGUCAUAUCCUGAAGUGCAUAGGUGCAGCAGCUUAAAAGAUGGCACUGUGGAAAGCCUGCACUGAUUGAACAGUGCUUCAAGAUUAUUUCCUGAAUUCACUUUCUGGAACAUCUACCUUCACUGAUGUCUGACACCCUGUUCCAGCAGCAAAGAGGUGGCUGGCUUUGAUCUCUUGGUCAACUGGAAAGCCAAAGUAGAAAAAUGCAUCUUUGCAGCGUGCAAGGGCAGCUGAUAUUGGUUACUGUAAAAAGAGUUCCAUCUCUAACGGUCUCUCUUCUGUCAUGAAUCCUUUUCCUUUCUCCUUUCCAAACCCAGUUUCUUCUCAUGUCUCACUGGGAACAUGUCAUAGCUUUAGUCUCUUAAAAACAUCAGGUACUAUCAGAUCUAUUUCCACAAGAUCACCAAAUACAUUACAAAAAGUGCAUUGAAUUACAGAGGAGAAAAGUAACAAAAAAGAUGACUCGGUUAAUCACUCUAACUUUGUGAGCUUUACAGAACCUGUGAAGGUAAAAAAGAAAGAAAACUUUAUACUCCACCUUUCAAAACGACAUAAUUGAUUUUUAAAUUCUGAAGAGUAUCUACAAGUAAUCAAGUAAUUUCAGUUCUGCUGGUACGUGUUACAGACACCAAUACUGACAACUACCACAGAAAUGACAGUUUUGAUUCUGGGACGAUGAUGUGAGAACUCGUGAUAUCAAGCAGGCAUUAUAUUCUCAGUUCUCUGAGCAGCCUUUUGAAUACAGUACUGAAACAAACAAAAAAGCUAAUCGAAGAAAAACAAGUGAAAAACUUUAGGUUACAGUCACAAAAGUUUAAGACUCAGCAUGUAUCAGCAAGUUACCUACCCACACAAACUCCCAAUUCCAGUUUUAAGUUGUUCCUGAAGGUGGUAUUAAGCCGAGACACUUUAUAAUGAAGCAGACCAAGUAGUACUACAGGACUAUUGUACCUCAGCAAAACACAAGAUACUCAGAACAAUAUAAUGCAAUUCCUGAGCUACUCCACAUAACCAUGCUUCAGGAUUACAAAAAUAUUUUCUAGUUUUCUGUGAAAUAUAUAAGCUUAAAAGAUAUGCAAAAAUAUGUUUUGGAAACUCAAGUGGUGUUUCUUACUUAACUAGGUUUUCAUCUUCCAUGUAUCACCUAAAAGCAAAGAUGAACAAAUAACAGUAGGGUCAAACAACACUUUAGAUAUCCACUGCCCUCUUAACAUGGCACGUAAAGAGCAUGCCUACAGCUGGAACUAUUUCUUACUUGCUCUAAAUUACAAUAUUCACUAGUGAAUUUAAGAAUGGAUCUCCCACACAUAGACAAGGCCAAAAAAAAAAAAAAAAAAGAAA
Molecule: messenger RNA, 22802 nt
Organism: Lagopus muta (rock ptarmigan)
Lineage: Eukaryota; Metazoa; Chordata; Aves; Galliformes; Phasianidae
Gene: CDK13
Product: cyclin dependent kinase 13
Exons: 15
Coding region: 87-4676 (1529 amino acids)
Biological process (GO): positive regulation of transcription elongation by RNA polymerase II; transcription elongation by RNA polymerase II; protein phosphorylation
Cellular component (GO): cyclin/CDK positive transcription elongation factor complex; nucleus
Molecular function (GO): RNA polymerase II CTD heptapeptide repeat kinase activity; ATP binding; cyclin-dependent protein serine/threonine kinase activity
Source: RefSeq, a predicted model, not a curated record